AUGUCGCAAGGUGGUGCUUAUCCGCAUAUGGCUUCAAUCACACCACUUUUUCCUGUGAACAUUCAGGUCGGCUGGGCAUUGGCAGCACAUGAUAAUGUGUUUAUUGCUAAAAUUAAGUCAAUGACCGAUGCUGUCCUGAAAGCAGCGCUUGAUGAUGGUCAAGAUGUCGGCGGACCAAAACAAAUUCUUUAUCCAAAUUAUGCUCUUCCAGAUACACCUCUCGAACAACUUUAUGGCUGUAAUGUAUCAAGACUUCAAAGUAUUCGUCAAGCAUGGGAUCCGAACAAUGUCAUGAACCUCACUGAACGUUUUAAAUUAUAA
Rotaria sordida is the source of this 321-nucleotide messenger RNA. The record is from the annotation of a GenBank genome assembly. NCBI's taxonomy places the organism in Eukaryota, Metazoa, Rotifera, Eurotatoria, Philodinida, Philodinidae.